AUGGAUUUCCAAUCUCCUUACCUGAUUUCCAAAGUCCAACUGGCGACAGGCUUGGCGCGGCGGAGGGGGGAGGCUCGGAGCGGCGGAGAGGGAGGCUUGGGCGCUCUUCGCGGCGAAGAGGGAGGCUCGGCACGGCGGCAGGCUCGUCCUCUGCCCUUCUCGCCGGUCGCCAGAGGUAGGGGAGGUCGAGCACAGGCGGCGGCGGCGUUCUCUUGA
Molecule: messenger RNA, 216 nt
Organism: Linum trigynum
Lineage: Eukaryota; Viridiplantae; Streptophyta; Magnoliopsida; Malpighiales; Linaceae
Source: the annotation of a GenBank genome assembly